AAAUGCCUAAGGAGAGAGAGAGAGUAAGGAGCCAGCUAUGAAUACCUUCCAGAAAAAAAAUUCCAAGGAAACUCUUUUCUCACCUGUCUCCAUGGAAGAGGUACCUCCUCGACCUCCAAGCCCUCCACAGAAGUCACCUCCGAAAAUCUGUGGCACCAACUAUCCACUGAGCAUUGCCUUCAUUGUGGUGAACGAGUUCUGUGAACGCUUUUCCUAUUAUGGCAUGAAAGCUGUGCUGACCCUGUAUUUCCUGUACUUUCUACACUGGAAUGAAGAUACUUCCACAUCUGUAUAUCAUGCCUUCAGCAGCCUCUGCUACUUCACUCCCAUCCUGGGUGCAGCCAUUGCGGACUCGUGGCUGGGAAAAUUCAAGACGAUCAUCUAUCUUUCCUUGGUAUAUGUACUUGGCCAUGUGAUCAAGUCCUUGGGUGCCAUACCAAUACUGGGGGAACAAACGCUACACAGAGUUCUAGCAGUGAUUGGGCUGAGUCUAAUAGCUUUGGGGACAGGAGGUAUCAAACCCUGUGUGGCAGCUUUUGGUGGAGACCAGUUUGAAGAAAAACAUGCAGAGGAACGCACUAGAUACUUCUCAGUCUUCUACCUGUCCAUCAAUGCAGGGAGCUUGAUUUCUACAUUUAUCACACCCAUGCUAAGAGGAGAUAUUCAAUGUUUUGGGGAAGACUGCUAUGCAUUGGCUUUUGGGGUCCCAGGAUUGCUUAUGGUGAUAGCUCUUGUUGUGUUUACAAUGGGGAGCAAGAUGUACAAAAAACCACCUCCAGAAGGAAAUAUAGUGUCUCAAGUUGUGAAAUGCAUUUGGUUUGCUGUUUCCAACCGUUUUAAGAAUCGUUCUGGGAACAUUCCAAAGAGACAACACUGGCUGGACUGGGCAGCUGAGAAAUAUUCGAAGCAGCUCAUUAUGGACGUGAAGGCAUUGACCAGAGUACUGUUCCUUUACAUCCCAUUGCCCAUGUUCUGGGCUCUUUUGGAUCAGCAGGGCUCAAGGUGGACUCUGCAAGCCACCAAGAUGGAUGGGAAUUUGGGUUUUUUUACACUCCAGCCUGACCAGAUGCAAGUACUAAAUCCUCUUCUGGUUCUUGUCUUCAUCCCGAUGUUUGAUCUGGGUAUUUAUCGGCUGGUCUCCAAAUGUGGAAUUAAGUUCUCAUCUAUUAGGAAGAUGGCCAUUGGUAUGAUCCUAGCAUGCCUGGCCUUUGCAGUUGCUGCAGUUGUAGAGAUAAAAAUAGAUGGGAUGGUUCCACCUGAGGCGGGUCCCCAGGAAGUUUUCCUCCAGGUGCUGAAUCUGGCAGAUGGUGACGUCAAGAUGACAAUGGUGGGAAACAACAACUCUUCUCUGUUGGACCAGUCUCUCAGGUCCUUUCAGAAAACACCUCACUAUUCCAAACUGCACUUGAAUACUAAAAUCCAGGAUUUACACUUCCACCUGAAGUAUCACAAUCUCUCUAUCUACGCUGAGCAUUCUGUAGAGGGGAAGAAUUGGUACACAUUGAUCCUUCAUGGGAAUGGAAAAAAUAUCUCCAGCAUGAUGGUGAAGGAUGCAGAAAACAAAACCACCAGUGGAAUGACAGCUGUGAGGUUUGUAAACACUUUGCAUAAAGAUGUCCAUAUUUUCCUGGGUGAAGAUACAACCCUAGAUGUUCCUGAAGCCUAUGGUGUGUCGGCUUACAGAACUGUGGAAAAAGGAGAAUACCCUGCAGUGCAUUGCAGAAUGGAAAACAAGGACUUUUAUCUGAACUUGGGACGAUUAAACAUUGGAGCAACCUAUCUGUUUGUUAUUACUAAUGACACUGAGCAGGGUUUUAAAGCCUGGAAAAUGGAAGAAGUGACAGUCAGCAAAAUGUCCAUUGCAUGGCAGCUACCACAGUAUGCCCUGGUUACAGCAGGGGAAGUCAUGUUCUCUGUCACAGGACUUGAGUUUUCUUAUGCUCAGGCUCCCUCUAGCAUGAAAUCUGUCCUCCAGGCAGCCUGGCUGUUGACGGUUGCUUUUGGGAAUAUCAUCGUGCUGAUUGUGGCACAGUUCAGUGGCCUGGUACAGUGGGCUGAAUUUAUUUUGUUUUCCUGCCUCCUGCUGGUGGUCUGCCUGAUCUUCUCCAUCAUGGGAUACUACUAUGUUCCUGUAAAGCCAGAGGAUAUUCAGGGACUGGAAGCUAAGCAGAUUCCUCACAUUCAAGGAAACAUGAUCAACUUGGAGACCAAGAAAACAAAGCUCUGA
Messenger RNA from Elephantulus edwardii (Cape elephant shrew), 2227 nucleotides. It is a transcript of the gene SLC15A2, whose product is annotated as solute carrier family 15 (oligopeptide transporter), member 2. The record is from RefSeq and is a predicted model, not a curated record. The coding region runs from base 38 to 2227 and encodes 729 amino acids. NCBI's taxonomy places the organism in Eukaryota, Metazoa, Chordata, Mammalia, Macroscelidea, Macroscelididae. Gene Ontology annotation, molecular function: dipeptide transmembrane transporter activity. The transcript is spliced from 22 exons. Gene Ontology annotation, cellular component: membrane. Gene Ontology annotation, biological process: oligopeptide transport; transmembrane transport.